UAUCUUUCCCUUCCAGCAAACCACACAACACAGCAGUAACUUCAGAAAAUUAAAAGGAAAAAAGAAAGAAGAAAGUGGAAAGGAAGAAAGGGAGAAGAGAAAAACGGAAAUGGAGGAAGAAGAAAAGGGAGAGGAAGGGGCCGUGCUCUAUCGAUGCCACUGCACCGCUGCCACCAUGCCACGCCUCGCCGUCGAAGUUCGACACUGCUGCUGCUGAUCGCGAAGAGAGAGAUAGCAGUGCCGAGAAGGAGGGUUCGAGGGAGCAACUGCCUAACGCGAGCUAGAGGAGCUCGUCCUCUCCGUCGGAGGAGCUACUUCCAGCCAUCGUCGUCGUUGUCGUUUGAGCCGCUGUCACUAGAGAUGCCCGAGGAGAGAGAGAUGACGCGACGGGAGAAAGGGGUAAGCCACCUGCGAUGCUGCCAGAGCUCCUGUCGCCGUCAGAAGCUGCCACCACCGCUGCGUCCAGCUGCAGUCGCCUGCUCCGUCACUGCUCCUGGAGGUGGGUCGUCGAGCCUCUGCCGCCGGAAAACACCUUUGCCGCCGUCAAGAUCCACUACCGUUUUAGUCACCAUCGCCGGAGUCGGGUUGCCGCUGCCGCUUGAGGUGGCUGCCGAGGCCGCUGCCAAAUUGGUUCAGAGACCGCCGUUGCUUUGUUUUGUCGUUACAGUUAGUAUUUACAUUUCAAAAACCUUCGCGUUAGUGUUCUGCUCCGUGUAAUAAAGUCUUGCGAUAUUAAUGUGUUAGAAAUUAGUAACCGAGAUUGUGUGUAGCGAUUGAGGCUGUUUCUAUUAUUGAAAAAGCAAGCGGAGCUGAGGUUUUGGUUGUCGUCGAUUCAGGUUGAGGCGAAAGGAACUCUGUGAGGCAUUUGGUUAUGGUUUACUGUAUUGAGGUAGGGGCCUUUUUAGAAAACUACACUUUAUGAAUUGGAAUUAUUAUAUAUGGAUAUUGAUGUGAGAAAAUGUAUCUUUGAGUGAUUGUAUAAGUUUUAUGUAUUAUUGGUUGUCUUGGAUGAGUA
This is a messenger RNA of Arachis duranensis, 1015 nucleotides long. RefSeq lists its product as uncharacterized. The transcript has 2 exons. Bases 154 to 717 code for a protein of 187 amino acids. The record is from RefSeq and is a predicted model, not a curated record. Lineage: Eukaryota; Viridiplantae; Streptophyta; Magnoliopsida; Fabales; Fabaceae.